CGAUCCGCAGAAGAAAAAUCACAAUUUACGUGCCCACGGUUGUACAAGCGACUAAUAUUAAAGAAGUGCAUGUAACGUUUAAAACGAAUUUAAUACAAGCAAUGUAACUUAUAAACGCGCUUUGAAACGAAGCAGUCUGCUGCACGACGUAAAAUGAGUGCGCAUGCGUCAACAUCUGUAGCUGCCAAUGAAGCGAGAGGCAGAAGAAGUGCUGAAGAUGUGGAAUACUCCAAAACACACUUCAGAGUUUGUCGCUUUAUCACGGAGACGGGGGUGAAGCUGGGCAUGAGAUCUGUGCCCAUGGCUACUGCAUGUGUGCUGUAUCACAGGUUCUUCCAGUCUGCCAGUUUGCAGAUCUACGAGCCUUAUCUAGUAGCCAUGUCUGCCAUCUACCUCGCAGGCAAAGUGGAAGAGCAGCAUCUCAGGACCAGAGAUAUCAUCAAUGUCUGUCACAGGUAUUUUCACCCUGAUAGUGAACCACUGGAACUGAAUGGGAAGUUCUGGGAGUUAAGGGACAGUAUUGUGCAAUGUGAGCUCCUCAUCCUUCGACAGCUGAACUUUCAAGUGACCUUUGAGCAUCCACACAAGUAUCUGCUGCACUACCUGCUCUCCGUAAGAAGUCUCCUGAACCGCCAUGCCUGGUCUCGAACCCCCAUUGCAGAGACAGCUCUGGCUGUAUUAAAAGACAGUUACCAUGGCUCUGUGUGUGUCCGCCAUCGGCCUCAACACCUCGCCCUCACCGCCCUCUAUCUUGCUCUCCAGACAUAUGGAGUGCAGCUCCCCAGAGGAGAACUAGAAUGGUGGCAGGUUGUUUGUGCAGACAUCACCAAGGCUCAAAUUGAGACCAUCAUGAGUGAAUUACUGCAGCUUUACGACAUGGAGGGCCAAGUGUACCUGAGAGAAAAAUAA
Danio aesculapii is the source of this 909-nucleotide messenger RNA. Its product is annotated as cyclin-Q-like. Gene Ontology annotation, biological process: regulation of transcription by RNA polymerase II. Gene Ontology annotation, cellular component: nucleus. The coding region runs from base 154 to 909 and encodes 251 amino acids. The record is from RefSeq and is a predicted model, not a curated record. The transcript is spliced from 5 exons. NCBI's taxonomy places the organism in Eukaryota, Metazoa, Chordata, Actinopteri, Cypriniformes, Danionidae. Gene Ontology annotation, molecular function: cyclin-dependent protein serine/threonine kinase regulator activity.